Benincasa hispida (wax gourd) is the source of this 1347-nucleotide messenger RNA. RefSeq lists its product as uncharacterized. NCBI's taxonomy places the organism in Eukaryota, Viridiplantae, Streptophyta, Magnoliopsida, Cucurbitales, Cucurbitaceae. The record is from RefSeq and is a predicted model, not a curated record.
GAAUCUCUUCCUCCUUCCCCCAUUUCCUAAUUUCCACCAUUUUCAUUUUCACUCCCUCUUUCCCCUUCUCCCUUACUUCUUCAAUUCUCUCUCUCUCUCUCUCUCUCUCUCUCUCUGGGUUUUUCUCUUCAUACCUUACCCAUCUCUCCCCUUUCGUCGCGCCGCUCAAUAUGGUGUUGAAGGAUGAGUGGUUGUGUGCCGCCAUGGCCGAUGAUAGCGUCGUCGUUGAGUUACUGGUUCGUCUCAAGCAGUCUCAAGCCUCCUCGUCGAUUAAAUCUCCGCUACCUACCGUUAUUCCGCCCAGAUGGGGUCUCAGACAACGCCGUUCCAGGAUUCUUUCCCCUUUCCGAUUCGAUGCCAUUGCUCACAAGAAUAAGGACUCCACCUCCACCAGAUGCAGCCCUACCACCCCUCUCUCUUGGAGUGGCGAUACAUCCCCUUCCGCCACCGCCGAUGGAUUCGAAGAGUCCAGCCAUCCAUCCGAAUUCUCCCACUCCUCCAGAUCCAAGGGGUGUGGUACUAAUGAAUUCAGUUCUAGCACUGCCAUGGCCAAGAGGUUAAAGAGAAGGAAGGCAUUGGCUGAUCUGAGAGUGGAGGAGUCUUUACUUUUGAAGGAAAGGGUACAUCUCAGAAAGGAGCUCGAAAGUUUACACGCAACGUUCAAGGAACAGACGACUAACAACGAGAAGUUGAAGAAAAUGAAGCUCAAUCUGAAUUUCAAUGCAUCAUCAGAUCAUCUUCGGGAUGAGUCGAAGCCAGUAGCUCCCAAUCAACAGUGCCAAAGUGUGGAUCCUACAACCGACAAUGUUCCUGCAACUUCACCAAUACAUACCGUCCCUGGAAAUGGUACACAAUCAGAAUUGCACGAGACACGGGAGAUAAAUUCAAUGGAAAGUGGUGGUUUCUUUUUACCAGAUCUUAAUAUGAUCCCAGCUGAAGACUGUCUCUGAAGCUCUCAUCAAUCAUGAGCUGAAGACAUGUUUUGACUCGUCAAGGACAUUACUUCGAGAGAAACGACUUGUCCCUCGCCAAAUGUAGAAUGAUUUACUGGAGGUCGUUUUUGAAAGAGAUUGACAGAGUCACGAGAAUUUCGAAACUGAGGACUUUCUUCUGUUGCCGUUACGAAAUUCGUUCGGGUAGAAUACCUUAUUGAAAUUCAUUUCAAUAUUGUAGGAUCAAACAUGUUUGAUUCUUUGUAGGUAAAAAGAAAAGCUAAUCAAAACUUGUUCUAUGCUGAAAUCUUCGCUCUCUAUUCAACCCAAUUCUUAUUAUAUUUUCAGGAAAGCCAUCUAACUGACAUUGGUUAAUGAUCAAUCGUCUCGAGCUCUGCUGCUGUUGUUAACAUUU